Messenger RNA from Lodderomyces beijingensis, 1158 nucleotides. The record is from the annotation of a GenBank genome assembly. NCBI's taxonomy places the organism in Eukaryota, Fungi, Ascomycota, Pichiomycetes, Serinales, Debaryomycetaceae.
AUGAAUGCAGUAAGACGGUUUCAUCUCCGGUCACCAUGGUCCAGCAGGUUCCCAUACUCUCAAUUGAGAGCCGCAAGACGCCUCAAGUCGGACUUUGCCUUUGUUUUCGACAUUGAUGGAGUGCUCAUCAGAGGCAAGAAGCCAAUCGCCGAGGCCAGAUCGGCAUUGGAGCUGUUGAACAAGAACAAGAUCCCCUACAUAUUGAUGACCAACGGAGGAGGCGUGUUGGAGAGGGAGAAAGCCAAUGAAGUCACCCGCAUCACCAACUGCUCUAAAAUCAACCCGCUUCAAGUUGUUCAAAGCCAUACGCCCAUGAAGGCACUAACGAGAGAUAAAAAGUUCCAACGUGUGCUUGUUGUGGGGGGCGAUGGCGACAACUCGAGGCAAGUUGCGUACGAAUACGGGUUCAAAGACGUUGUGAUGCCUAUUGACAUUGUCAAGGCUAACAAAUCGGUCUCGCCGCAUUGCAUGUACACCACCCACGACUUUGAGCUCUACGCCAAACCCGUUGACUUGGACAAACCCAUCGAUGCAAUCUUGGUGUUUAAUGACCCGAGAGAUAUGUCGUCUGAUAUUCAGAUUGUUCAAGAUUUGCUCAACUCGCAAAACGGCGUAUGUGGGACUAAAAGGAGCAUCAAAUCAGUGGCGGACCCUACCGAGCCUUCGAUCCCGAUCUUGUUCAGCAAUAACGAUUACGUUUACGCCAACGAUUUCCCCUUGCCUCGAUUCGGACAGGGAGCAUUCAGGAUCAUCACGGAGACGCUUUACAACCACACCAACAAGCUCGAGCCUCUGCAGAAUCUCCAAUCGUUGAUCAUGGGCAAACCGUUCAAAUUGCAGUACGAUUUUGCUCAUCACGUGCUCAUUGAUUGGAAUGAAAAAAUCCUGUCUGGCGAUACGGAGUCGCAGCAGAUCUUGCCCUAUUUGGGCGAAGUGCCUGAGCAAACCCCGUUCAAGAAGAUCUACAUGGUGGGAGACAACCCCGAGUCCGAUAUCAAGGGCGCGCAUGAUCAUGGGUGGGAGUCCGUGUUGUUGAGAACGGGCGUUUACAAGGACGAAGACUGGGAUGACAUUAUUGCGAGACCUAGCGUUGGAGUGUUUGACAAUGUCGAGGACGCUGUAAAGCACGUCUUGAGGGCAAACGGUGUUUCUGCGUGA